Messenger RNA from Anoplopoma fimbria (sablefish), 1110 nucleotides. RefSeq names its product cyclic AMP-responsive element-binding protein 3-like protein 3-B. The transcript has 10 exons. Gene Ontology annotation, molecular function: RNA polymerase II cis-regulatory region sequence-specific DNA binding; DNA-binding transcription factor activity, RNA polymerase II-specific. Gene Ontology annotation, cellular component: nucleus. The record is from RefSeq and is a predicted model, not a curated record. Gene Ontology annotation, biological process: regulation of transcription by RNA polymerase II. Lineage: Eukaryota; Metazoa; Chordata; Actinopteri; Perciformes; Anoplopomatidae.
AUGACGCUGAAUACAGACAAGGUGCAUGGUGGGAUGGACUUCUUUGACCUCCUGCUCAGGAACCCGGCUGAAACCACCGGUUGCCACAGCAACCAACCAUGUACUAUCACAAUUCAUGAAACCCUGAGCCACGAUGAAAGUGCUGCUGAGGACUUCCUUGAUGUCCUGCUGGGUGGGAGCGACUCCUCCUCUGCUCCAGCAUCCCCCCUGUGGUCACCCUGCACCACCGACAGCGGCAUCAACGAGGACGCACAGACCGACCCCAGAGAGAGCCUCCACCCACCCUUCUGCUCCGUUUUUCCAGCCUUUGACGCGCAACCUUUCCAUCAGCCUCCACCUCCAGAGAACCAGCCAACACCACAUGAACGAACAUCUGAAGUUGCCAUUGAUCUAGGCUGGGAGUCCGAUGACCCCCAAGAGCCGUUUGGCAUCGCACACUACCUCACUACGAACCAAACGUCCAGUCAGACUCUCACAGUGAAGGACCUGCUGCUUUCCAGUCCGGCGCAGCGAAUCCCCCAGCAUUCCCUGCAAGAGCUUGUUCUUAAUGAGGAUGAGAAGAAGCUGCUGGCUAAAGAAGGGGUGAACUUACCCAGCAAACUGCCCCUGUCCAAGGUACAUGAGCAACACACGCACUAACACUUUGAAGAGAGGGUUUUGAAGAAGAUCCGCCGGAAAAUCCGCAACAAGCACUCGGCUCAGGAAAGUCGGAAGAAGAAGAGGGAAUAUGUUGAUAGUCUGGAGGGAAGGAUGUCUGCAUGUGGUGCUCACAACCUCAAGCUGCAGAGAAAGAUCCAGCAGCUGGAGGAGACAAACAAUGCUCUGCUGGAGCAGCUAAGCCAGCUACAGGCCCUCCUUCCUAACAGCUCAAACAGAACAACGCACAGAGGGACCUGCCUCCUGGUUUUACUCCUCUCCUUCUCCCUGCUCAUCUCCUCAAAUCUCCAGCCAGACCCCUACAGCCAACCCGGCCAGGGAGAGUACACACAGACCAAAGUGCCGUCCCGCACCCUGCAGUCGAUGGAUGAAGUGCGAGACGUCCCUCCUAUUCCUCUCUUCUCCAUCUCCAGGGGCUUUGAGGCUCUGUGCAGGCAGAUGGAGAAGCUCUGA